CUCGCAAACCCUCGCGCCACUCUCCCCACCCGCCGCCGCCGCCAUGGACGCCGGCGAGCCCUCCACCUCCGACUCGCUGGUCGUUGCCGCGGAGGCCGCGCAGGGGCCCAAGAGGAAGCCACCCAAGCGCUUCGUCCACACCCCCAUCCCGCCCUCCAUCCUCUCCGACCCCACCCUCGUCGCCGCCGCCACCGACCUCCUCCCGGCCGCGUACAACUUCGAGCUCCCCAAGACGGCCCACCGCAUCCGCUCCUCCGGCGCCCGCCGCGCCGCGCUGCAGCUCCCCGAGGGCUUGCUCCUCUUCUCCCUCCCGCUGUCGCACCUCCUCGCCCCGUUCCUCGAGCCGGACCCCUCGAACGACCUCCUCAUCCUCGCCGAUCCCACCUACGGCGCGUGCUGCCUCGCCGACCGCCCCGCCAAGGCGCUCGCCGCCGACGUCCUCGUCCACUACGGCCACUCCUGCCUCGUUCCCGUCACUUCCUCCCUCCUCCCCGUGCUCUACGUCUUCGUAGAGAUUCAUGUUGACGCGCAGCGCCUCGCCGAUGCUGUCCGCGCCGCCUUCCCGGACCCCGCCGAUGCGCCCCGCAUGGCCAUCGCCGGCACCGUGCAGUUCAUUUCGGCGGUUCACACAGCGAGGGAGAUCCUCACACGUGACGGGUACCAUGACAUCGUCGUGCCACAGGCGAAGCCGCUGUCCUCCGGUGAGGUUCUUGGGUGCACCGCACCUGCCCUGAAAAGGUCUGAAGGGAUCGGAGCGGUGGUGUUUGUAGCAGAUGGGAGGUUCCACCUUGAGGCCUUCAUGAUAGCCAACCCCGGGGUCAAGGCCUACCGCUUUGAUCCAUUCCUGGGUGUGCUUGUGCGUGAGGAAUAUGACCAUGUCGGGAUGAAGCAAGCGAGGAAGGAGGCAGUGCUGGCAGCGAGGAAGGCGAAGAGCUGGGGUGUUAUACUGGGCACGCUGGGGCGGCAGGGGAGUGUAAAGGUUCUCGACCGGGUGGUGGAGCAUUUGGAGGAGAAAGGGCUGGAACAUACAGUAGUGCUCAUGUCAGAGCUAUCCCCAGCAAGGAUGGAGCUGUUUGGGGGUUCAGUGGAUGCGUGGGUGCAGAUUGCAUGCCCACGGUUGUCGAUUGAUUGGGGUGAGGGAUUUACGAAGCCAAUGCUGACAACAUUCGAGUUUGAUGUCGCACUAGGUUACGUUCCCGGAUGGUGGGAGAAGGGGAGCAAUGAAUGUGGCAGUGGAUGCUGUUCAGGAUUAGGAACUUCCACAGAUUGUGGUUGUAGCAAUGGUGGUUGUGCUGACAAGGAUUUUGGAGGGGAAUACCCGAUGGAUUACUAUUCUCAGGAUGGAGGUGAUUGGAACAGCUGCUACAUGAAGAAGAAACCCUCUACUGGAGAGAGAAAGCUGCGAGUUCGGAUUGGCAGCAAUGUUCAAGUUGAGGACAAACAAUAAAGCUAAACAUUGUUGAAAUGAGAUACCAAGAGCAGCUUCAUGUUUGUUUCGGAAGUUUUGACACCAGAGUUAAAUAGUAGUUUUGGUCUUAGCACUGUGGUUCUAUGCGCAAUGCAGAAGUUACGAGUGCUGUGAUAUUUGUAUCUGUACACAGAUGUAAACUACUCGAUCCUGCGGGACACUGUAACACUGUGGUAUUGUCUUCCCAUAAAUAGUGAAAUGGUCCUAGUUUAUGGAGCACAGUUUUGCUAUCUCGAAUUUGCAACCUGAAUAUUGAUGAUCUGAUUGUCAGCUGUACUGUUUUAGAUAGGCAUGCGCGUUGCAAUGGUUUUUUAUUUAGUAUAGUGGAAGGAUUGGGGUUGGGCUG
Molecule: messenger RNA, 1814 nt
Organism: Oryza brachyantha (malo sina)
Lineage: Eukaryota; Viridiplantae; Streptophyta; Magnoliopsida; Poales; Poaceae
Product: 2-(3-amino-3-carboxypropyl)histidine synthase subunit 1
Exons: 2
Coding region: 44-1447 (467 amino acids)
Biological process (GO): protein histidyl modification to diphthamide
Molecular function (GO): 2-(3-amino-3-carboxypropyl)histidine synthase activity
Source: RefSeq, a predicted model, not a curated record